AUGUAUCCCAUUGCUCGCUGUACUCCUCUCAACAUCUACACCUCCCAACGUUCGUAUUUCCCUCAACUGGCGAAGCUACUACCUACUGUCCCCUCCCACGGUCACACUACGUCAACAGUCAUCAACAUCGCGAACAACCACCACGAGAAGAUGUCCUAUGAAGCUCUUAGCGUACUCGGUCUUGCAUUCAGCUAUGCCUCCGCAACACCCGCAGCCUACGGGGUCUGCCAGGAAGGUGGUGUGGCUGUGGUGAUGGCAUGCUACUCUGCCGCGGGCUUCGUCUGGGGUGCUGCUCUUGGAGCCACGAUCCCAGCUUCAAUUGUGGCCUGA
This is a messenger RNA of Aspergillus uvarum CBS 121591, 330 nucleotides long. RefSeq lists its product as uncharacterized. Bases 1 to 330 code for a protein of 109 amino acids. The transcript is spliced from 2 exons. NCBI's taxonomy places the organism in Eukaryota, Fungi, Ascomycota, Eurotiomycetes, Eurotiales, Aspergillaceae. The record is from RefSeq and is a predicted model, not a curated record.